AUGAACUAUGUGGGACAGCUGGCAGGGACAGUGUUUGGGACAGUGAAGGAGCUGUACCAGGGCCUGAACCCGGCCACGCUGAGCGGUGGCAUCGAUGUGCUGGUGGUGGAACAGGAAGAUGGCUCCUUCCGCUGCUCACCCUUCCACGUACGCUUCGGCAAGCUGGGUGUCCUGCGGUCAAGGGAGAAGGUGGUCGACAUCGAGAUCAAUGGGGAGCCUGUGGACCUGCACAUGAAGUUGGGGGACAGUGGGGAGGCCUUCUUUGUCCAGGAGCUGGAGAGCGAUGAGGAACACGUGCCCGCUCGCCUGUGCACCUCGCCCAUCCCUUGGGGGGGCCUGUCUGGCUUCCCCUCGGACUCCCAGCUGGGCACAACCAGUGAGCCUGAGGGCUCUGCUGUGGUGGGUGUGGCCUCCACAGGGCGGAAGAAGAGGCUCCGCAGGAGGAAACCCAGGCGGAAGGAGGACACUGUGGUCAAUGAAUCAAGUUCGGAGGAAUUGGAGGCAGCCACCGAGAGUGGGCUGUCCCUGCUGGAAACGCCAAGGCCGGAGCCCUCAAGUGUCCAGUUGGAAGGGGAGUCCUCACCGCUGCCUAAAGACAUCUACCCCUACUCUGAUGGGGAGUGGGCCCCUCAGACCAGCCUCACGUCAGAUGGGCUGAUAGCCCUUAAAAGUGACUCAGAGCUGGAGCUGCGGGCCUUGGAGCCUGGCCCUCUGAGAGCCGAGUCCCACAUGCAGUGGUCCUGGGGAAGGCUGCCUAAGGUGGCCAAAGCUGAGCAGUCCGAGUGUUCGGUGUUUCCUGCAGGCAACACCAAGGUAACCUUUCCUCCUCGGGGAGGGCCCAGCACCCUCUCUGUCUCUGUGGCUGGCAUGGACCCUUUGGGAUCCCCAAUCCUACACACGGGGGCUGGCGUCCCUCCCCGCACACCAGAGAGUGAGGAAACCAAGACUCAGAGUUCCAGGGACAUGCAUUUCCCUCCUGCCUCGAAAUCAUGGAGCUUGGCAGCUCUGGAGGUCCCAGUUCCUGCAAGGCCACCAGCAGCGAUCUGCAGGGGAAAGGGCUCCCUGAAGAGAAGCCAGCACCUGGGCCCCAGCGACAUCUACCUUGACGACUUACCCUCCCUGGACUCUGAGAAUGUAACCCUUUACUUUCCUCAAAGUGAUUGUGGGCUGGGGGCAAGGAGGUGGAGUGAACCUAGCAACCAGAAACUCCUAAGGGAUCCGAACCCUGAACAUGUACCAGAACCCAGUCUGGACACAGUGGACACAAUAAUGCUGUCCCUCUGUGGGGGACUGGCUGACAGCCGGGACAUCUCCCUGGACAAGUUCAGCCAGCACAUGGUCUCCUACCAGGACCUUGCCGAAAACCCCAGCCUCCUGGAGGACCCCAACCUUGUGGUGAAAAUCAAUGAGAAGCAUUAUAACUGGGCUGUGGCUGCCCCCAUAAUCCUCUCCCUGCAAGCCUUCCAGAAGAACCUGCCCAAGAACACUGUGGACAAGCUGGAGAAGGACAAGAUGCCCCGGAAGGGUGGGCGGUGGUGGUUUUCCUGGCGACGCAAAGACUUCCCUGAUGAGGAGCUCAGUGCCCAGACGGAGAAGAGCACAGUCAGGGAGGAGCGGAGGGAGAAGGCAGAUGCUCUGAGCAGCGAGGAUGAUGGCCCAGACAGCCCUGUGAUCCUUGAGGCCCCCUCCCUACCACCCUCACCUCCGGCCUUCAUUCCCACCUACAAGAAGUCCCUCCGCCUCUCCUCCGAGCAGAUCAGGCAGCUGAACCUACAAGAAGGCAGCAAUGACGUGGUUUUCAGCGUGACCACCCAGUAUCAGGGCACCUGCCGCUGCAAGGCCACCAUCUACCGGUGGAAAUGGAAUGACCAGGUGGUCAUCUCUGACAUCGAUGGCACCAUCACCAAGUCGGAUGCUCUGGGCCACAUACUGCCCCAGUUGGGGAAAGACUGGACCCACCAGGGCAUCACAAGUCUCUACCACAAAAUCCACCAAAAUGGAUACAAAUUCCUGUACUGUUCUGCGCGGGCCAUUGGCAUGGCUGACCUCACCAAGGGGUACCUGCAGUGGGUAAGCGAGCGGGGCUGUGGCCUCCCCAAGGGCCCCAUUCUGCUGUCUCCAAGCAGCCUCUUCUCCGCCCUCCACAGAGAGGUGAUUGAGAAGAAGCCGGAGGUGUUCAAGAUCGCCUGCCUGAGUGACAUCCAGCAGCUGUUUCUGCCCCACGGACAGCCCUUCUAUGCAGCCUUUGGGAACCGGCCCAAUGAUGUCUUUGCCUAUCGGCAGGUGGGCCUCCCUGACUCUCGCAUCUUCACGGUCAAUCCACGGGGAGAGCUUAUCCAGGAGCUCGUGAAGAACCACAAGUCCACGUACGAACGGCUUAGCGAGGUGGUCGAGCUCAUCUUCCCUCCUGUGGCCCGUGGCCCCUGCAUGGACCUGGCCAAGCCAGAAUACAGCACCUUCUGCUACUGGCGGAAGCCCCUGCCAGCUGUGGACCUGGAUGUCCUGGCUUGA
This is a messenger RNA of Orycteropus afer afer, 2511 nucleotides long. NCBI's taxonomy places the organism in Eukaryota, Metazoa, Chordata, Mammalia, Tubulidentata, Orycteropodidae. The record is from RefSeq and is a predicted model, not a curated record.